This is a messenger RNA of Vicia villosa (hairy vetch), 1515 nucleotides long. Its product is annotated as U-box domain-containing protein 2. The record is from RefSeq and is a predicted model, not a curated record. Lineage: Eukaryota; Viridiplantae; Streptophyta; Magnoliopsida; Fabales; Fabaceae. Gene Ontology annotation, molecular function: protein binding. The coding region runs from base 187 to 1269 and encodes 360 amino acids. Gene Ontology annotation, cellular component: nucleus; cytoplasm. The transcript has 2 exons.
AUUUUCUCUCUCCUAAUCGGUUCAUCACUCUUCCAUCAUCUCUCUCCUUUUAGCAAUUCAUUUUAAAGAAACACAGUGUACUGAUUUUUGGACACCUUCCGCAAUAAAUAUCCUUAUUUUCUCAGAAAAGGGACUGAAAAUCGAGGAAACGGUCGGGACAAGGGUUGGAACCUGGAAGAGGAAGAGAUGGGAGAGCGAGAGAGGGUAAUGGAAGUGGUGGAACAACAACAACAACAACCGGAAGAACAAGAACAAGAACCAGAAACAAGCGAAACAUCAUCGUCAACAUCAUCAACAACAACAUGGAAACAAAACCUGACAAUGCAGUUAUUAUCCGACAAACUAACCAACGGAAACCUUAACUCUAAGAUUGAAGCUGCAAGAGAAAUCAGAAGAAUGGUUCGUAAAUCUUCCAAAACAAGGUCCAAAUUCGCCGCUGUUGGGGUCAUUCAACCGCUUAUUUUUAUGUUAUCUUCUUCCAAUCUUGAUGCUCGUCAGUCUUCUCUGCUUGCUCUUCUCAACCUUGCUGUUCGGAAUGAAAGAAACAAGGUUCAAAUAGUGACAGCUGGUGCAGUGCCUCCUCUGGUGGAGCUUCUCAAGAUGCAAAAUAACGGUAUACGAGAAUUGGCUACAGCCGCAAUCUUGACACUCUCGUCUGCUGCAUCCAACAAGUCGAUUAUUGCUGCUUCCGGAGCUGCUCCUCUCCUUGUUCAGAUUCUCAAAUCCGGAAGUGUUCAAAGCAAAGUUGAUUCUGUUACAACCCUCCAUAAUCUCUCCAUCAGUAUCGAAAAUUCCAUCGAACUUCUCGACGCUAGUGCCGUUUCCCCUCUUAUCAACCUCCUUAAAGACUGUAAAAAGUAUUCAAAGUUUGCAGAAAAAGCAUCAUCACUACUUGAAAUCCUUUCCAAUUCUGAAGAAGGACGAACCGCAAUCUCACUUGCACACGGUGGAAUUUUAACCAUUGUAGAGACAGUCGAAGACGGAUCACUUGUCAGCACAGAGCACGCCGUUGGAGCAUUGCUAUCAUUAUGUCUAAGCAACCGGGAUAAAUAUCGGGAACUAAUUCUUAGAGAAGGAGCAAUUCCAGGCCUGUUACGGCUAACAGUAGAGGGCACAGUCAAAGCUCAAGAUAAAGCACGCACACUUCUAGAUUUGCUUCGAGAUUCUCCUGAAGAAAAAAGACUAGACACGUCGGUUUUGGAGAAAAUUGUUUACGACAUUGCUGAACGGCUAGAUAGAGUAGAUAAAGCUGGUGAAACAUCCAAAUGAUUGUUGCAAGAUAUGGUACAAUUGAGAUUCAACUUGUAUAUAUAUGUGGUUUUUGUCUCUGUUUUUUCUUUGGGUCAGUUAGUGUUAUAGCAAGAUAACAACCAUUGAAAGUGUGUCUAAUGAUGUUUUACCAAUCUAACUUGAAGUUGAUCUGUUGAUUUAUUGACCUCAUAAUUACACUGUAUAUCUCAGCCAGGAUAGUGCACAUAUGAAAAGAAUAUGAGGUAUUGUAGUUGCAUUUGCUAA